This is a messenger RNA of Papilio polytes (common Mormon), 2201 nucleotides long. Its product is annotated as gremlin-2-like. Gene Ontology annotation, biological process: animal organ morphogenesis. The coding region runs from base 125 to 781 and encodes 218 amino acids. NCBI's taxonomy places the organism in Eukaryota, Metazoa, Arthropoda, Insecta, Lepidoptera, Papilionidae. The record is from RefSeq and is a predicted model, not a curated record. The transcript has 2 exons. Gene Ontology annotation, molecular function: BMP binding; receptor ligand activity.
AGCGUUCAUUACCGCUCCGGCCUCGCACACGCACGCCGCCCGCUGCCCGUUGCGCCUGUCCACUGCGCCUCUCCGCGGACGACACUCACUGCCUUACAGAUCGACCACUCCAAACAAAUACGAUAUGGAGAAUAUCAUGAAGACGUACGUGUGGCUGUCAGCCGCCGCGCUCCUAGUGGCCUGCGCCAGCGCCGGCGUGGGAAGCAAGAGACCGUUCACACCGACCGACUCCAUACUGGAUAUCAUCGAUACCGAACAAGUCGAGAAAAUAUUAGCCGCGCGGCGACGCACCGAGGAGGCCACCGCCGCGUCCGCCUACGUGCAGCACAACGAGCUCGGCGAGGGCAGUGCCGAGGCCGUGCUCGUCGCCACACCUGACGACGACAGCACGGAUGUGCCGCCGGGCGUCGACUUUCGAAAAAUACUUAAGUCAUCGAAAAACGCUCUGUUUGUCACGAAGAAGGAGUACCUCAAGGAGGACUGGUGUAAAACGGAACCGCUGGUGCAGAAGAUUCGCGAACCUGGAUGUUUGCCGGCGACAGUGAUCAACAAAUUUUGUUACGGCCAGUGCAAUUCAUUCUAUAUACCGAAGGGCCCACGGCGGAGGGACGGCAACGAGGAGCGACCUCCGCCGGCCUUCAAGUCCUGCUCCUUCUGCAAGCCAAAGAAGUUCACCUGGAUCACGGUGACGUUGCGUUGUCCCGGCCAGAACCCGCCGUUCAAGCGCAAACGGCUGCAGAAGGUGAAACAGUGCAAGUGUCUGCCAGUGGGGGUGAAUUGAUGUCGGCGGUGCGACGGGCCCUGACACCACGGAGGCGGCUGGACCGUCACAUCGAGCGACGAGGUUCGCCUAGACGUUCCUAGAGAGCACGACCGACGGAGUCGCAAGUGCUAACGAACAACACGAAGAUCGGUUUGCAUUGCAACACCGAUGUUACCUACUAUGCUAAGUGAACGAUUGCGUAUCGCGUAACGAGUGGACAGUAUAGAGAUUCAGAUCGCGCUCGCAUACGUCAAUCGAGAUGACGUCAUGUGAUGCGUGAAUUGCAAUAAAAUAACAUUGAUGUAGAGCGACUCCGACCGGCAGUCGCUGGUGAGCUUUAAUUGCCCUCAGUGAUAUCGAUAUUUUGUUCUCAAUUUUAUGUCGAAAAAAGUCGAGUCGGAGUCAAGUGACCUUGCAAUCGAUUAACAGUUCCGAUUAUUCGGAGCGCACGUAACAGUGGAAAAGUAUGAUCUAAUUGCGUACUAAUGAGAUUCAAGUGUUUGUUUAUUUUGAUACUAUGAUAAAACAAAGCCGCUACAGGACAUGUGUGAUAUUAGAAGAUUUUACUUAGACUAAGACUCAAGGUGAUUUCAGCGCAUUGUGUACAUUUUUAUUUAUUUUAAUUAUUUCGUUAAAUCAGUAGUUUAGAUGAAAUACGCUUAUAGAACACGUAAAUAUUAUCUUAAGUAUAAAAUCUAUUGAUUUCGAUAUAAUAUUAAAUGAUCUUUUCGAUCUUGUGAUCUCUUAACUGCUCUCAAGAAUCUCUACAUAUUUAAUUUUUGUCAGGUUUAUAAAUUUAACUUUUUAAAAUUCUAGCAUAUAUUGUAUCACAUUUAAAGUAACAUGUAAUGUUAAAAUUAGUUUAAAAGUGUUAAUAACAAACCAAGAAAAUAAAAGAAGGAAAAGUAAGGUAAGAGUAAUACAGUUUCUAAAAUAUUAACUUCAAUAAACAAGUUGUUAAACUUUGAAUUGAUUUACAUUAUUUUUUGCUGUUUUAAUACUUUUUGUUGUUUGGAUUUUUCUUUUUAUUUAAUUUCUUGCCAUCGAUUGUUUUACCAUUCUUUUGUUUUGUUCAUAAAACCGUGGGAUUCCACUGCCGAUGCAUCCAUACAAGAACAUAUCGACCGUCUCUACGUCUGCGUAAGAAAAAACCUCUAAAUUAAGAUUAUCAAAUAGAACUCGAGAUAAACAAGUUUUGAUUUUUAAUAAGAUAUCCUGUCAAUGAAUUUCGCAUUUACCUAAGUUUACGUAGGGACCGGUCGAUAUUUUUAUCUGUAUAAUUUAAAGAGAGUAAGAUAGCAGUAUGUUUCCGCAGUGGAAAUAGUAAAAUCUGUUAAAAUAUGAUUUUUCUGACACGAUAAUUAAAUCACAUUUCCGACUGAUUUAAGACGUAUUUUGUGAUGAUUUGUACAAAAUUAAUAUAAUAAACUUUUGGCAU